Trypanosoma grayi is the source of this 1317-nucleotide messenger RNA. Its product is annotated as proteasome regulatory ATPase subunit 1. Gene Ontology annotation, molecular function: ATP binding; proteasome-activating activity; ATP hydrolysis activity. NCBI's taxonomy places the organism in Eukaryota, Euglenozoa, Kinetoplastea, Trypanosomatida, Trypanosomatidae. Gene Ontology annotation, biological process: proteasome-mediated ubiquitin-dependent protein catabolic process. The record is from RefSeq and is a predicted model, not a curated record. The transcript has a single exon. Bases 1 to 1317 code for a protein of 438 amino acids. Gene Ontology annotation, cellular component: proteasome regulatory particle, base subcomplex.
AUGGGGAACGAGAAGGGCUCCUGCCAAACCACCAACACCGUCCGCGUCAAGGACAAGGACGAGGAGGAGAAGGAGAUUAUUCCCCUCGACAAGGACGACAUUGCGCUGUUGAAGCUCUACGGAUCCGGCCCAUACCACGCCCCCGUAAAGGAGUUGGAGGAGUUCGUCAAGACAAAGGCAGAGGAGGUGAAUAAGCUAGCAGGCGAGAAGGACACUGAACUCGGUCUCGCCCCACCGGUACAGUGGGACCUCAACAGCGACCACGAGGUCAUGCACUCCGAGAAUCAGCUGCACGUUGGCCGCUGCACUCGCAUUCUCAACAAGGGACAAGCGGACGCUAAGUAUGUUGUGAACAUCCGCGACAACGCCAAGUAUGUGAUGAAGCUCGGCAACCGCGUGGCACCAGAGGACAUUGAGGAGUCCAUGCGCGUCGGUGUGCUGAUGGGGUACUCCAGUAUUCAAAUUGAGAUUCCGCUGCCGCCGCGCAUCGACCCAUCGGUGUCGAUGAUGCAGGUGGAGGAAAAGCCGGACGUUACCUACAAUGACGUGGGCGGUGCAAAGGAGCAGAUUGACCGCAUCCGCGAGGUGGUAGAGCUUCCGCUUACGCACCCGGAGAGGUACACGCAGCUCGGUAUUGACCCGCCGAAGGGCGUGUUACUGUAUGGCCCGCCGGGCACCGGCAAGACGCUGCUUGCAAAGGCUGUCGCCAACCGCACUGACGCGACAUUCAUCCGCGUCAUCGGUUCUGAGUUGGUGCAGCGCUACAUUGGCGAGGGCGCUCGCAUGAUACGCGAGAUUUUCCAGCUUGCCCGCACCAAGAAGGCGGCGAUCAUCUUCUUUGACGAGGUAGACGCUGUCGGUGGCUCACGUGGUGGCGGCGACGGCGAUGACGACGAGAUACAGCGCACGAUGCUCGAGAUGGUGAACCAGAUGGACGGCUUCGACUCGCGCGGCAACGUGAAGGUCAUCAUGGCGACGAACCGCCCCGACACGCUCGACCCCGCACUCACGCGCCCCGGCCGCAUGGACCGCCGGAUUGAGGUCGGCCUGCCGGACCUCGAGGGGCGCUCGAAGAUCCUCCGCAUUCACGCCAAGUCGCUGUCGUGCGAGAAGGCGAUUCGCUACGAGCUGAUUGCGCGGCUCUGCCCCAACGCCACCGGCGCCGAUCUGCGGUCGGUGUGCACGGAGGCCGGCAUGUUCGCCAUCCGCGCCCGGCGCAAGACAAUCAACGAGAAGGACUUCCUCGACGCCGUGAACAAGGUGAUCAAGGGGCUGCACAAGUUCAGCGCCACGGCGAAAUACAUGGUGUACAACUGA